This is a messenger RNA of Bufo bufo (common toad), 2967 nucleotides long. RefSeq names its product glutamine-rich protein 2-like. The record is from RefSeq and is a predicted model, not a curated record. The coding region runs from base 139 to 2880 and encodes 913 amino acids. Lineage: Eukaryota; Metazoa; Chordata; Amphibia; Anura; Bufonidae. The transcript is spliced from 20 exons.
UCCACCACAACAUGCUCGUCCACCAUUGACAUAGAUGAGAAGGUCAAUAAGUAAGAGCAGGUGACUGGCACCACAUCCUGGCGGGUAGAGAAGGAGGAUGAGAGUCGGCAGGGCAGGACGGCGUCUUCCAUACCGGCUAUGACAGUGCUGCAGGACCUCAUGCUGGAGAUCAACACCCUGAAAGAGUCACAGCGGGGGGUACAAGACCAGAUCCAGAAACUGCCCGACACUGCAGGGGUGGGGAACCUGAGUCAGAUGCAGCUGAAGACAGAGACAGAAAAAGACAUAGAAAGCUUACAAACAGAGCUCGAACUGUUGAAGGCUCGUCUGAAAAUUCUAGAAGACAAGUUGGAAGUAUUGUAUGAGAUUUUGGCAAGACGUCCGGAAAUUCAGGAUGCCCAGAUGCCAUAUUCUUUACCACCUGGUGACAUCAUCAGUCCUAUGUCUGGACCUGCACAAGUUACUGAGGUCUCAAUUUCUAAUGGAACCACAUUGACCACUUCUCAAACUACACUGUCUCAGACUCAAGGAUCCAGCCAGGCUGAAGAAUCUGCCCUUCCUGUGGGGACAACACAUGGUGUGAAAGCGGGUACAUUGGAGGACACUCCAGGACAGAUGCAUGAGACGGACCCAACUUACCUAGAGUCCUCCAUGGCCCAGAGUACUGGGAUUAACCCUUCUAUGACUAGCAUGGAUACCACGCUUGCUCCUGGGUCGCUUGAAGUGACCCCUGUUCUUCCGGCUGGAGCUACAUCUACGGAGCAUGCAAUGCUUUCUACGAGAGUGGAUGCACUGGAGAGAGACAAGGCCGACCGCGCCGAACUUGGACUUUUGCAGAUAAAUUCAGAUGACCUUGCUAAGACUGUACCUGACCUACAGGAGAAACUGAACUGCCUGAAUAAAGAGAUGCAAGACCUGAGAGAAGAUAGGCUGGAGCAACUGCAGAGAGCACUGGACCCAAUACUAACACAACAAAUUGACCAGAAGUUGGAGGACACCAACCAGAUCAAUCAGCAGUUAGGCCAUCUCAGUGCCACCAUCCAAGACAUUGAAAAAGAACUGAAGGAACUGCGUGAUAGGCAGGAGAAGGAAAAGGCCACCAUGGAGCAGUCAGUGGCUGAUACAUCUCUACAACUACAAGAUCAGUUAAACAUGCUUCGUGGGAUCUUGACGACUAUGGCGUCUUCCUCAUCCACUCUUCUAGCCAUGAGUAUCCCCAAGGAUUCUGAUAGCAGUACACCAGUAUCGACUACAGAGGCUGAACUCCCAGCACGGUGUGCCAUGCCAUCUCCUGAUACCACCACAACAUCUGAGGAGCGUCUUACAUGUCCAGCCUGCACCAUUGACAUAGGGAAGAAAGUCAGCCAACUAGUCAGCCAGUAUGAACAUCUGCAGAAAGUGGUGACCGAUUAUACAUCUAGAGAGGGAGACGGUAAAGACCUCCAGGUGGGCAGGAAAGCAUCUGAUCCUUCCAUUCAGGACACAGAAGUAAUUGGUUACAUCACGAACACCAUGGUCCAGCUCCAGGAGGAAUGUGAGCAGCUGACCCAGACCACCAGAUCUCUAAUACAGGACCAUGAACAAAAGCAGCAGCACAUUGACAUCCUUUACCAGGCAGUGGGCAAACUGGAGAACAAGAAAGCCGACAAAGAGCUGAUUGGGCUGGAGAUUGAUGUGAAAGCAGACAAGAGUGCGCUGGAAAGGAAAGUGAGCCGCACACAAUUUGAUGCCACCACAGAACAUCUGAGCAGAAUGAUACAGGAGCUGCUUGGCAAAAUGAGCGCCCAGGAGCAAGACUGGCAGAGACUACUGGAGAAAAUCAGUCUGGAGAUGGAGAAUAAACUGAACCGCAUAGAAAUUGAGUCGGUGAAGAACAUCUUGGAGGAGCGUUGGCAAGACCUUCGCCGGCAGCUGCAGAAACAUCCACCGCAGUAUCAGGCUGAUGAGGCUGCAGGUAUCCGCAAGCAGCUGAUGACAAGAUUUCACUGCAUCUCCUGUGACCGCAGUGUGAAUAUGAUGGUGCCCGGCCCGACAACAUUGACCAUCCCAAAGAUUCCUGGGCUACCAGCACGUCAUUCCAACCGGCCAAACACUGUGUUUGAACUCAACCAAGUCCGCCAGCAGAGCCGCAGGUUAAAGUCGAGAAUUUACCAGGCGAGAUGUGAGGCCUCGCAGCUGGAAAUGAACAUCAAUCACCUGCGCAGAAUCCAUGCUCAUAUGUGUCAGGAGAUUGCAAGAGUACAAGUGCAUUUUGGAGGUUCAGAUAAAACCUUCAAGAACCCCAUCGUCCAUCAUUGUACCACUCUAGGGAAGACCUCCAAAAUGUCCAGCUCCAACCAGAGAUUUGAUGGACGCUUACCAGAGCUUGGUAGUGUGAGGUCCAUGUCCAGCUCUCGCAGCUGCGGAGGAAGUCACACAUUGACCUCCUCACAGAGACGUUAUAUGAAAGUCGUCAGCUCAUGUUCUUUGCAGAAGAAAGACACUACUGAGUGUGGCUUAACGAAAGAAGAAGUAUUGGUAUUAGGCCAGGAUGGGCACAUCUAUCGUGGCAGGACGGGCAACCAUUUACCAACAACUAAGCCUAAAGAUGGCAAGAGAGAACUUGCUACUCAUCACAAAGCAAGUGGAUGUAAUCUGAAGAGAAAAGAGAGUCUUUACGUCUGUUCUUCUGCCACAUCUUCCGAUAUUCGUUCUGGAGUUUCCAAAGUCCUUGUAAAAUCUCCGGGAUCCGAACAGCCUUUGCCUUCCAUUCAAGGCACUGCUCUAGCCACUUACUCUCAGAAAGUGCCGUCCACACGAAGAAGCUCAGCGCUGCUAGGAAGAGCUCAGGGGCGCCCGUUCUCAGCUUCUCGUGGAGGUCUGCAUCAACAGAGUGAUUAACUCAAAUGUUGCCCAGAGAAUACAGAAGUCAGGGGAAUAUCAACCUGAAAAUAUUUUAAAAAACAUUCUAUUAUAUCAAAUAAACUU